CCCAUUACAGCCCCCCGCGCGACUAAUUCAUUUAAGUAAUGGAAAAAGCUUGCCACCUGUGAUAUUUUCAUCCAUUAUAAGUAGUUCUGGGGAGCCCCAAACAUAUCGUAUAUCAUCAUCAUUUGGUUGCCCAUCCAUUCUCCGACCGACCCAACAGGCUUAGUUACGUCUCCCUGCACCAUCAGGAGAGAAAUUAAUUCAGGAUGUGGAAGCUGAAGAUUGCUGAAGGCCAUGGCCCAUAUUUGUACAGCACCAACAACUUCGUCGGCCGACAAAUUUGGGAGUAUGAUCCCAAUGGCGGAACCCCUGAAGAACGCCAAGCAUUUCAGAAGGCUCGCGAAGAAUUCAAUGAGAACAGGAAGAAGGGUUUUCAUUCUUGUGCUGAUUUGUUCAUGAGAAUGCAGCUUAAAAGAGAAAGUGGAAUUGAUCUGCUAAGCAUCCCACCGGUUAGAGUUGGAGAAAAGGAAGAAGUGACCUACGAGGCAGCGACUAUUGCUGUGAAGAAAGCCCUGCGCCUUAAUCGGGCAGUCCAAGCAAGUGACGGGCACUGGCCAGCUGAAAAUGCAGGCCCUAUGUUUUUUACUCCUCCCCUCCUUAUCGCCUUGUACAUAAGCGGAGCAAUCAACACAAUUUUGACAUCCGAACACAAGAAGGAAAUGGUUCGAUACAUCUACAACCAUCAGAAUGAGGACGGCGGAUGGGGAUUUUACAUAGAAGGGCACAGCACAAUGAUAGGUUCAGCACUUAGCUAUGUGGCACUACGUAUUUUGGGAGAGGGACCCGACGACGGCAACGGUGCAGUAGCAAGGGCUCGCAAGUGGAUUCUGGAUCAUGGUGGUGCAACUGGAAUUCCCUCUUGGGGAAAGACCUAUCUUUCGGUCCUGGGAGUGUACGAAUGGGAUGGCUGCAACCCGCUUCCCCCGGAGUUCUGGCUCUUCCCUUCAGUUUUGCCUUAUCAUCCAGCUAAAAUGUGGUGCUACUGUCGUACAACUUACAUGCCCAUGUCCUACCUCUACGGUAGAAAAUACCACGGACCACUUACCGACUUGGUUCUAUCAAUCAGACAAGAAAUCCACGUCAAGCCCUAUGAUCAAAUAGAUUGGAAUAAGGCACGCCAUGACUGUUGUAAGGAUGAUCUUUACUACCCUCACACCUUCAUACAAGAUUUGCUUUGGGAUACUCUCAACUACUGCACAGAACCAUUUAUGCGGCGUUGGCCAUUAAACAAGAUCAGACAAAAGGCUAUGGACAAGGCAAUUAAAUACAUGCGCUAUGGAGCUGAGGAGAGCAGAUAUAUUACCAUCGGAUGUGUAGAAAAAAGUCUUCAAAUGAUGUGUUGGUGGGCCCAUGAUCCUAACUGCGACGAGUUCAAGCAUCAUCUAGCCAGGGUCCCUGAUUAUCUGUGGCUCGCCGAAGAUGGCAUGAAGAUGCAGAGUUUUGGAAGUCAAAUAUGGGACAGUACUCUUGCCACACAAGCAGUUAUUGCUAGUGGCAUGGUUGACGAAUACGGCGAUUGUCUUAAGAAGGCACACUUCUACGUGAAAGAAUCUCAGAUAAAGGAAAACCCGAAGGGCGACCACACAGCAAUGUAUCGUCACUUUACUAAAGGUGCGUGGACUUUCUCUGAUCAGGAUCAGGGAUGGGUUGUAUCAGACUGCACAGCUGAGGCCCUCAAGUGUUUGCUCCUGCUUUCACAAAUGCCAACUGAAAUUGCGGGAGAGAAAGCCGAUGUUGAGCGCUUGUACGAGGCUGUGAACGUGCUCCUUUAUUUGCAAAGUCCUCUGAGCGGUGGAUUUGCUAUCUGGGAACCACCAAUUCCGCAACCAUACUUGCAGGUAUUGAACCCCUCAGAACUGUUUGCGGACAUUGUCGUUGAGCAAGAGCAUGUUGAAUGCACUGCUUCCAUAGUCCAAGCUCUUCUAGCAUUCAAGAGGCUGCAUCCAGGCCACCGGGAGAAAGAAAUUGAGAUCUCCGUGGCUAAGGCAUUACAGUUCCUCGAGGAGAAACAAUGGCCUGAUGGUUCAUGGUAUGGAUACUGGGGAAUUUGCUUCCUCUACGGCACAUUCUUCGUGCUGGGAGGAUUAGCUGCUGCAGGGAAGACAUACGAGAACAGCGAAGCAGUUAGAAAAGGUGUCAACUUUUUCCUCUCAACACAAAAUGAAGAAGGUGGAUGGGGAGAAAGCUUGGAGUCCUGCCCAAGCAUGAAAUACACACCCUUGGAAGGAAACCGCACAAAUUUGGUACAGACAUCAUGGGCAAUGCUCGGUCUUUUGCAAAGUGGACAGGCAGAGAGGGAUCCUACACCUCUGCAUAGAGCAGCAAAGUUGUUGAUCAAUGCACAGAUGGACGACGGCGACUUCCCUCAACAGGAAAUCACUGGAGUGUACAUGAAGAACUGUAUGCUGCAUUACGCACAAUACAGGAAUAUCUUCCCACUGUGGGCACUGGGAGAGUAUCGCAAACGAGUCUGGCCAUCUCAAUGCCUCUAAACAACAACACAUAUACAUAUAUAUGCUCACUGCAGCAACUGCGCAAGCUUCUGUACUGUUGAUUGUUGAAGAGUGUGUGUGUAAAGCUUUCCACAGCCAGCAAUGUCCAGAAUAAUAUUCAAAAAAUAAUGAGGCACAAAGAAUGAAUAGCCAUCUUCUCUAAGACGAUAUAGAAUAGUACAAUAAUGAAGCUCCAUGUUUAUUUAUUUUUUCUUUUUAGACUUUGAAAUCCUACUGUACAUUAUGUAUCCUCAGCACCAAAACUUCUCAUGUAUUGUAACUUUUGAUGAAAUUGUCUAAGCAAUUCAUCAAUUUUUAGUUAUAUACUUAGCAGUUGUAUCAAA
This is a messenger RNA of Sesamum indicum (sesame), 2833 nucleotides long. Its product is annotated as dammarenediol II synthase. Gene Ontology annotation, molecular function: beta-amyrin synthase activity. Gene Ontology annotation, cellular component: lipid droplet. The record is from RefSeq and is a predicted model, not a curated record. Gene Ontology annotation, biological process: triterpenoid biosynthetic process. Lineage: Eukaryota; Viridiplantae; Streptophyta; Magnoliopsida; Lamiales; Pedaliaceae.